This is a messenger RNA of Stomoxys calcitrans (stable fly), 1778 nucleotides long. Its product is annotated as pickpocket protein 28. Gene Ontology annotation, cellular component: membrane. Gene Ontology annotation, biological process: sodium ion transmembrane transport. Gene Ontology annotation, molecular function: ligand-gated sodium channel activity. The transcript is spliced from 3 exons. The record is from RefSeq and is a predicted model, not a curated record. NCBI's taxonomy places the organism in Eukaryota, Metazoa, Arthropoda, Insecta, Diptera, Muscidae. Bases 72 to 1778 code for a protein of 568 amino acids.
CAAGGCAAAAGUGUUUGGGAAAUGGAAAAAUAAAAACAAAUACUCAUACAAAUCAGCUAACUUCCACCACAAUGCCUUCGAUUCUCUAUAAUCCACAAAAUGCCGCAACUAAAACUAACCCUGGCAUAGAUCCCAAAAACAUAUUGGAAAAGGUUGAAGAAAAGCCACCCUCGAAAAAGACCCUUGCCAAGGGCAUCAAAGAGAUCUAUGGAGAUUUUUGCUCCAAUACCUCCAUACAUGGUUUUCAAUAUUUUGGACAACAUCGGCCACGCAAGGAGAUCUUAUUUUGGAUUGUCAUUUUUGUGAUUACCAUAUACUUUUGCACCACCAUCAUAGUGAGGAUCUAUGUGAAAUGGAGUGAGACACCGGUGAUAGUGAGUUUCUCGGAGAAAUCUACCCCCAUAUGGAGUGUCCCAUUUCCCAGGGUUACCAUAUGUCCGGAAACCAAAAGGGCCAUGAAUAUGAGUACUGAUGAUACCUUCUUUCAGUUGAUGGAAAAAUUGGACACCUUCUUAAAGGAGGGCCAGCAGCAUAGCGAAAAUUUCACCCUUGCCGAUUUGGAGAGAACCCUUACCCUAAUGCACAUUUGCAAAUCAGGCAUAAGUGGCAUUGUGCAAAUUACCCAGCCACUGCUUAAGGACAUCGAUUAUACGGAGAACUUAAAUCAUAUGCUGCCUCGUGUCGAUAAGUACUUAUUUACCUGCGAAUGGUUUGGCAAUAUGGUGCCCUGUGAGAGGCUCUUCAAUCGUGUCUAUACAGAUGAAGGCAUUUGUUAUACAUUUAACAGCCUGAAGGCAGAUGAUUUAUAUCGCGAGGGGGUGUUGAAGAGUAAAAUGCGUUCGAUUUCCAAUGCGACCGAUGAUAAAAACCUCCCCCUGCAAUGGUCGCUGGAGCAGGGCUAUGAUCGCGGCAGUGACCUGCAUACAUAUCCAGCAAGAGUUUUAAGCUCUGGCUCCAAGGCAGGCCUUAAUGUCCAUGUCCAGAGUUUUCUCGAUGAGGUGGACUACACUUGCAAUGGGCCCAUUCAGGGCUUUAAAAUUCUACUGCACUCACCCGACGAUGUGCCUUCGGUGUCAAAGCAUUUUGUGCGCCUAGCCAUGGACAAGGAGGUGAUGAUAGCAGUCAAGCCCAAAAUGAUUACCACCUCGGAUGACAUAGCAGCCUAUGAUCCCAUGAAGCGGCGUUGCUUUAUGAGCAAGGAUCGCCAAUUGAAGUUCUAUAAGAUCUACAGUCAGAACAAUUGUGAGCGGGAGUGUUUGACCAAUUUCACCUAUGCGGAAUGUGGGUGUGUGCAAUUCUCUAUGCCUCGCUUUAAGGAUAUGCCGGUAUGUGGAGAGGAUAAAAUCCUCUGCUACAGCAAUGCCUAUAACAAACUGUUGGUUAAACAAUUCAAGGAUGGCUUGGCAUCGGAAGAUGGCUUGGCCCAUCUACCGCUAGACGAUUGCAAUUGUAUGCCUGCCUGUACUUCGUUGGAAUAUGAGACGGAAAUAUCCGAGGGUCAUUUUGAUUUGGUCAAUACCCUUAAGGCUUUCAACAAUUUUGAUGACUAUUUUCGCAUAUAUCCUGGUGGCAAGAUGUCCCUAAUGUCCAUUUACUUUAAGGAGAAUCAAUUUAUUACCUCUCGACGUUCCGAGCUGUAUGGAGUCACCGAGUUGCUGGCCAAUUUUGGUGGUGUCUUUGGUCUCUUUAUGGGCAUCUCUAUUUUGAGUAUAGUGGAAAUGAUUUAUCAUUUUUCUUUGCGUCUAUGGUCGAAUAUGACAAGAAGUGCGGUAGGCUAG